AUGCAUGUUGCAGCAGCAGCAGCAGCAGCAGCUGAGCAACAAGUCCAGGAUGCGCGAGAUUCGAGCGACUCAAAGCGCAAGUUUCGCGUGCUGGGGCUAAAAUUUCCCGGCGAAUGGACCAACAAUGAGAAGUUCCUGGAAUUGCUGGAGCGGAGCGAAUCCUUUCAUAUGUGGUUUGAAAAAAACCUCAGAGGUGGUGUGAAGCAGGGCGGCCUGAGCGUGAUGUAUGAGACAGCCGAAGAAGCGAAGCAAGCAUUCGCCAGUGUUCAGAAAAUGACGUUUGACGGGAUGACGCUGAAACUGCAAGCAUCGAAGCUCUUUUAUGAUCCCUUGCCAAGUGCGCGUCACGUGCAGCAGCAGCAACAGCAGCAAACGAUGCCUUUCGAACCAAAUUUUGCUGAUUCUGCAAGACGUCUCUACGCUCUCCAUCUAACACUUGCAACCGAUCAGACGUUGCUUUCAUCAAUAUUUGGCAGUGAAUGCAUCGAGGCUGUGCAGAUCCGCGCCGAUCCAUUUAUACACUCCGAAAAACAAGCUGAGAUUGUGUUUCGCACGGCGGAAGAAGCGAACUACGCACUCAUUGAGCUUGCAGAUGGCUUCGAAAUUGAUGAGGGCGAUCGACAGCUCACAAUGAGGUUGCUGACUACCGAUGAAUACGUGAGCCAUAUGAGGAGCGAGCAAGAGAGAGUUAGUGGCCGGUUGCCUGCGGUAACAAGCAGUGCUCCCGGCUCCGUAUCAUCCUCCACGUCGCCUUCUGCAGCAGCUUCCGCUCCUUCCGAUUCGUCUGUUGCGCAGUUUGUUCCUGCUGCAGAGAUUACGGAGGAGGAUGUAACCGGAUUCCUGCAGCAGCACGUUGACACGUCACGCACAAACUGGGCUGAGCUGAACGACGCAAAUGAGCUGUGGAAGUUGUGCGAUGAGGUAAGUGAGUUGCACAAGGGCAUCCCGGAUUCACUGCUUCACGUAGCGAUGCUGAACGUUCUGGAUCGCUAUCGCCGUACCCUAACAACCCACUGGAUGCGACAGCAUGUUGAUGAACUCGUCAGGAUGUGGAAGAAAGAACUGCGGAACAGAAAAUGUGCGCUGCGUCCCACUAGCUACACGGUAUGCGCUGCCCCAUAUACUCCUUAUAAAGUUAGGCGAAAAAAAGCACCGGCCACUGCGGAAAGGAAGCGUGCAUUGGCCACAGUGAUGGCUGUUGGAGAAAUAUUGCCAAAAGUACGGACUUUGCUGGCAACAGAAGAAGGCGAGUUGGAAAUUGACGAAGAUGAACACGGCAAUUACUCGAUUCAGGGCGAGCCCUUGUCCUUUAAUACGUGGGCUGUAAUCCAUCAGCCGGCGCAAGCGACAUCCGAGGAACAGUCAGUCACUGGUGGAAAUCUAGCCAAACUGAGAAAUAAAUUGAGAAAGGAAUCUUGGCAGCAGAAAGCGGGUGAAGAAAAGAGGAGGAAAGUGGAGGAGACGAGCAACGAGGGUGAAACUGAAAAGGAUGACAGUGCGAUUCUCGAAACCAGUGGUGGGACAGAGGCCGAGAGUCUCGACACCAGUAGAGAGUUGGAAGAGGGAGAAAUGUUUUCGGAUACUUCCUCAUCUUCGGCUUCUUCGUCAUCAUUUGAGGAUGAAGACGACGACCAGUCAGCUUACAGUGGUCGUCGGCGAGGACACCGAGAGCGCGGAAAAUGUCUGCUUGUUUCAUCUCAUGCCCUGAAUUGCAGGAAAGCUCAGUUGAACUCGGUGCAAGCAGUGUUAGGUUCGGUUAGUCCACAGUUCACAGCGUUAUUUACGCAGUUGUACGAGCAGCGGCACAAACUUUGUCAGAAGCUUUCCACUUCGCACAAACACGCGUUUGUUGUUGUACUGGGACAGAUUCUUUCAUCGCCACGUGGAAUGACAACCGCCCAGAAGAAUCAGAUGAAUUUGUUCAUCCAGAACUUCGCCGCGCAGAAUUUACCAAAAUAA
Messenger RNA from Gongylonema pulchrum, 1959 nucleotides. Lineage: Eukaryota; Metazoa; Nematoda; Chromadorea; Rhabditida; Gongylonematidae. The record is from the annotation of a GenBank genome assembly.